Molecule: messenger RNA, 1068 nt
Organism: Scylla paramamosain (green mud crab)
Lineage: Eukaryota; Metazoa; Arthropoda; Malacostraca; Decapoda; Portunidae
Exons: 9
Coding region: 1-1068 (355 amino acids)
Source: RefSeq, a predicted model, not a curated record
AUGUCCGCAGGUUUCCACAGUCCCAUCGGCUCCAGCACCCAACCAGCAGUCCCACCAAUCUCUAACAGCUCCAGAAACUCGUGUUGCCAGUCAAGUGACGUUGGCGACCAUGGAUCUCCACCUUCCCCUGUCAUCUGCCAGUCUGACCAGGUUUACAGCUCUCCAUCCAGCUCCCACUCUUCCCAGCAAUGUUCUUAUAUCCACGUCCCUGUACUUGGAAACACAUCCUCCGCAGAGACGAGUACUGUGUUGGCGGGCAGACGUCUGAGUCGGGAGUACUGCCACAGUGAUCCACCAACACGUAGGACUGAGACCACUGAACUGAAACCACUGACACACCACACACCGGGACAGCGAGGUCACAGCCCCUCGGGUUACAUCCCGUAUCUACUUGUUACUAGAGUCAAGUUCUGUUCCACUAGUUCCUUGAAAAGAACACUACAUGCUAACAGUAGCUGCCAAAACACUCAGUACCUCAUAACUAGCCCUCAAAGAACCCAGUACAAUUCCACUACAUCCCCAACUCCAAAAGCCUCAAUAAAUCCCUGUUUUGCUGGAGCCAGUGGGUUGAGGGACAGUCAGGUGUGUGACAACAACCUCACAGAGCAACAGUCAACCCCGCCGCUCUGCCGACGGCAGUCUAAUAUCACUAGGAAAGAUUCAGCAGAUCACAAAUACACAGAGCUGAGAGCAGUUAUGAUUCUAGCACUAUCUUGUCCCAAUAAUGAAACUGUGGGACACAUGCUUAUCAAGUUGGCGUCAAAAACAAAGCCGAACGCACCCAGCGUCCCUUGCAAGGGCAUGAAACAUUCACACAAGAAUGCCCAACAGCCGCAGUACAUUCCCACAACCAGCCCUCAGUCUAGUAUAACCUUACUAGCCCCAAGGAAAAAUAAUCACUGCAUCUCCAGCAACAGCCCCUCAAAACCUCGGUACAUUCUCAAAACCAGCCCUCAGAAACCUCCUGAAUCCACCCAGCUGCCUCCCACAAUCCUCCCUUCCACUGCAGCUUCCUCCCUCCGCUCCCAGCUCUUGAGCAGCCCCGCCAGCCUCCCAGCACCCGUCUAA